Penicillium lagena is the source of this 1242-nucleotide messenger RNA. Its product is annotated as DUF4050 domain-containing protein. The transcript has a single exon. The coding region runs from base 1 to 1242 and encodes 413 amino acids. Lineage: Eukaryota; Fungi; Ascomycota; Eurotiomycetes; Eurotiales; Aspergillaceae. The record is from RefSeq and is a predicted model, not a curated record.
AUGUCGUCCACUCUACCCACCGAAACCCGCGACGCGGCCAUCCGCAACGCGAAGCUCUUCGUUCGCGAGGUCGUCCGCAAUGACUGGGAAUUUGAGCUUUCGGCCGUUCCCGACGGUGCCCACUCCACUACCUCCCCCUCCACCACCAAACCCCUCUCCAGCGCUCUAACCAACAACCGCGAGGCGGUCGAAUGGCGCGAGAGAGAAUUCGAUAGCUCCGGCUCGGAGCUGGAACCCCAAUCGUCCGACCAUGAUCUGGAUCUCGAGACGCCCAGUGCUCUGAAGGCAGCGGGUGAUUUGGAGAUCGAGAGGCGGCGGAAGCGUCGUCGCCAAAUGGAGGAGGAGAUGGCGUGGAAUGAGGGACUACGGGUGUGGCUCGCUAGGCGGGAUGCGUGGUCUGGGGCCAGGACGAAACGGCAGAUCCGCGCGCAUGAGAAGCGGAGGGUUGCUGCUGGUGGUGCGGAUGAGAAACAAGUGGAGUCAGCAACAGACGAAAGUAGAAGUUCGAAAGACAGUGAAGUGGUUGCAACUGAGACACCUGCGGAGACUGUCACAGACGGUGAUGUCCAUGACGAUGACGACAAGACGACUGCCGUCCAAGCUGCGAAGGCAGAAGAGACCCUCAGCAUUGCAGACCACGACCAACCCCGCGAGGAACCCUCCCAGCACCGCCAAGACCAAGAAGAAGAACAGUCCACAGCACCAGACGAGGAAACCAAACGCAAGGGCUCCAUCGAAACAAGCAUCACCGAGCCAGAUCAACACGCACCCCUAGGCGCCGAUACAGCAGCCGCCGACUCCGAGGAAGACGAACUCGACGAGCCUCUGCUCCCCGUAGCACCACCCUUCAUCUCAGCCUCGAACCCUAUCCGCGCCGGCAUCAACACCUCCAUCUACCCAUCCAUCUACACGAAAGUCGUCGUCCAGGGCAUGACCCCCACCGUGCCCGUCAACCUCGCCGACCUAACCAAAGCAAUGGUGCAAGGCUGGAAGACAGACGGCCAAUGGCCACCCAAACCGGCGGUGUCCAACAUCGUCCUCGCGGACGACGCGUCCAUCCCGAAGAAAGACAAAGACGCUGAUCGCGCGGCCGGUGACCGUCCCGCACGCAGGAAGGAUAGCAUCACCAGUGCCGUGCGCAAGGUCUUCCACAUGGGCUCGCAUGCGUUUCAUCGUCGUGGCUCCAGUAGUCAUGAUGCUAAUUCUGGUGGAGCCGGUAGUGCGUCGGGGCAUCGCGUUUGA